AUGGCGGCUCACGCUCGACAAUUCAAUUGGUAUAAUUUUUGGAUCUGCUGGCUGGUCUCGCUUGGCCAGAUAGCGUUUGGCUAUCCUGCCUCCAUCAUUAGUACGACCCUUGGCGAACCAAGCUUUCUGGUGUAUAUGAAAUUGCUGGACCCGACAACGGGGUUGCCGUCGAGCGAUGCAGACCAACUCGAAGGUGCCAUGUCUGGCGUUUUCCAGGCAGGAGCCUUUUUCGGCAUCAUGAUCGUGAGCUAUAUAAUGGACAAGUGGGGCAGAAAGGCGGGUGUCAUCUUCUGCUCGUUCUGGUCCCUCCUAGGCGGCGCUUUGAUCUGCGGUUCGAAAAGCUCGGCCAUGUUCAUUGUCGCAAGGUUCUUCGCAGGAAUGGGAAGCUGGGGCUAUCUUGCAGUCACACCGGCGUACAGCGCUGAGCUUGCUCCACCCGCACUCCGCGGUUUCUUCGUAGGACUCAACGGAGUAAAUAUCGCCGUCGGUUACUCGUUAGCAGCCUAUACUGGUAUGGGCUUCUUCUACGUGAAAGGGGCCCAAGCUCAGUGGCGUGGUCCAUUGGGCAUCGCUCUUUUCUUCCCUAUCGUGAUGCUUGUGAUGCUCCCGUUCAUCCCAGAAAGUCCCAGAUACCUGCUCAUGAAAGGCCGCGUGGAGGAGGCGGAGAAGACUGUACUGAGACUCCACGCCGUCCCGGGGGAUGACGACCAAGAAUUUGCACGGGGCGAGUUCUACCAAAUGCAGAAGCAAGCCGAGUUCGAUCGAACCUUGUCAUGGGACGUUUUCUUCAAGAAGUCCUAUCGCCGGCGAACCAUGCUAGCGGUUGGCUUCGCCUUCGUGGGCCAGUCAACGGGCGUGCUCGUUAUCAAUAACUACGGUCCAACGCUGUACAAGAGUCUCGGCUACGGCACGGAGGACCAACUCCGGCUUCAGUGCGGUUGGAUCACCACUGCUAUUAUCGGAAAUGCAAUUGGAGCAACUUUCAUGGACCGAGUUGGCCGAAAGCCUCUGAUGCUCUUUGGGGUUGGCGGAUGCUGCUUCUGGCUCAUUAUUGAAGCAGCCAUUGUCGCCAACUUUGCCGGGACCGACAACACCUCCGCUUUGGCCAUGGGUGUCGCAGCGUUAUUCCUGUUCGAGGUUGUCUACAGUUGUGGAGUCGACGUGGCCGGGAUAGUGUUCUACAGCGAGUUAUUUCCAAACCACCUGCGAGCGAAAGGUGUUUGUCUGUCCAUGGCCGUGGUUGCGCUCACCGACCUUGUGUAUUUACAGGUCACAGCCACUGCAUUUGCCAACAUCGGUUGGAAGUUCUACCUGGUCUUUAUCAUCGUGUGCGGCCUCGGGACCAUCACCAUGUAUUUCCUGCUUCCCGAAACGAAGGGUGUCCCCCUCGAGGAAGUGGCCAAGCUCUUUGGCGACACCGACACGAUCAUGGUCUACGCGGCAGACAUCCACAUGGACCACAACACCCACGAGCUUGUCGUCAGCGGUAGAGAGUGCGUCUCAACACACCCUGCCACCGUGGUUGACAUGUCCAAGAGCGCUACAAUCACCACCGAGAAGGGAGAAGAGGCGCCCCACGCCGAGCAAGUCUAA
This is a messenger RNA of Cladophialophora bantiana CBS 173.52, 1593 nucleotides long. RefSeq lists its product as uncharacterized. Gene Ontology annotation, biological process: carbohydrate transport; transmembrane transport. Lineage: Eukaryota; Fungi; Ascomycota; Eurotiomycetes; Chaetothyriales; Herpotrichiellaceae. Gene Ontology annotation, cellular component: membrane. Gene Ontology annotation, molecular function: carbohydrate:proton symporter activity. The record is from RefSeq and is a predicted model, not a curated record. The coding region runs from base 1 to 1593 and encodes 530 amino acids. The transcript is spliced from 6 exons.